Molecule: messenger RNA, 6445 nt
Organism: Porites lobata
Lineage: Eukaryota; Metazoa; Cnidaria; Anthozoa; Scleractinia; Poritidae
Source: the annotation of a GenBank genome assembly
UGUUUUCAUAUUUUCGGAGACAAACAAUUCUUUGUGUUGAGGAUUUUAUUUUUAUUUUCGAGUUGAGAUGUCUUACUUUUACGGCGGUGGCGGUGGCGGAGGACAAAGACAACCGAGACUGAAUUAUCAGCCUAAUCUAGAUUUUAACUUACUGGCCACGGUACGCGAUGAAAUGCUUCGCAAGGAAGAGGAAUACAGAAAGGAACAACAGAGAAUCGAAGCUGAAAAGAAAAAGUUAACCAGCUAUCUGACGCAGUUACAAGCCAUGGUUCGAGAUUUACCUGGGUGAGAACUUUUCUCAUAUGCAUGUAAGAAACCUGUUAGGCCUGAGUAUUAACAGUAUUUGAGGGAAAGUUGAAAUUAAUAAACAUUUACAGUAAAAACAUAUAUAGCAGCCAUGACAUGUUACAAAUUUAGAAUUUAUUGUCGGUAAAGAUAGUUGAAUUGCAUGGCAAUGCAGCCUAUUAAAUAUGGAGAAAGCAUGAUAAUUUAUCAACACACUGGUUUAAACAAUAGUGGAAACCAUAUAAACUUUAUGCAUAUAUUUUGAAUUGAAUUUACUGUGCGACUACUGUAUAGACAGGGCCACAGACAAAGUUGACCAUUCAGAUUGCAGAAAAGUAACAAUUCAUGUCUGAGAAAGUUUGGUGUCACUCAUACUCGAAAAAAUAAAAAAAACAUGGAUCAAAAGCAACCAAUAUUACAACCUACAGACAUGAUCUUUUGAACCGCUGAAGAAAGUCGGUUUCGUGAGAAGUCCGUUAGAGUGAAUGACGGAGGCAAAAAAACAUAAGGCUUGAUGCAUGCUACUGGUGUACACGAGCGUGACACCGUGCCUUAUGCACGAUUCGCGCUCAAGAAAAGGCACGGUUUUUGUGCCAAAGCAUGGGAAAAAAACAUGCCAAGGCACAGAUUAGGCACACUUUAGGCACAGUCAAGGCACGUUUUAAAUAUUGCUAAGGCACAUUUUAGGCACAGUUUGGGCACAGUUUAGGCAUGGUUUAGGCACGGUUUAGGCACGGUUUAGGCACAAAUAUUCAACGCGGCAAGGCACUUUUUUGAAAAUCUUUGUAACCCGACUUGCAAGAAAGAACAAACUUGGUACGAAUUACAAAAAUAAUUCAGAUCAAACACGAUACAGUUAGAAGUAUAGGAAGGGUAAGUUUUGAGCCGCGCCGAAAGUCUGGAAAAUUAAAGUAUUCUUCGACAGUCCGUGUUUACUCCGAGGAUAAAGUGGAAAUUCACACGCGAUAUAUGCCGGUCUGAACCUUUCGAUUGCCAUGCAAUUUUAUAGACUCGCUUUCUUUCGUUUCUAAAAGAAAUCGUGAAAGAAAGUCGAAGCCAUAAUAACAAAAACAAAGCUAAAGAAGUAAGGCACAAAAAUAGCCAAUAAAAGUCGUAGAAAAUACUUUUUGCGAUCGCGAUAAAAUUGGCCUGAAUUUGCAUAACAACAUGAAAAGUACAAAGUGGUAAUUUGAAACCUUCAUGCAAACGCGUGUUGUUUUUUAAAUACAAAAUGUGGCUGCUUUUUAAAAAUAUUUCUCUAACUAAAAAAGUAGGAUUUACACUUAGUAGUAAAAUAAUUCAAGCUGCUUGUUUGUUUUUGUUUUCUGGCUCUGUUAGCAAAUUAAACUUUGAUCGUAUAAUAAUCGAUGAGACGUGCCAUUUAUUUCAAAAGUCAUCGGCGUGCAAUCAAUUUUUUCGUUUUCAUUUUAUAAGUCAUAUCACAAGUAAAUUCUUUUUUUGAAUGCAAAUCUGCCCCUCCUAUUUCGUUCCAACUAAACGCUCCGUUAAGAAGGGGAGAAGAAACCUGCUUGGACAUUUUUUAACAUGGAUGAAAUUAGCAUAUCAACAAUGUAAUUGAACUGAGCACUUACUUUAAAUACGCUAACCUGUUUAAGAUUCCAUUUUCCUGUUUGUCGGGGCUUUCCCUGCUGUCUCUAACUGUAUUCUGAGUCAUGUUAUUUCUUAUUAGCGGAUAAAAAGGUCGUCAGACCGUGUUUCUAGACUUCGUAAACCUCAAAACGGACAUAAUUGCCAUGCGCCCUUUUCGUUCGCUGUGUAGCUCAAUAGGCUGGACACGAUUUUCCGAGUGACUCAAUAUUUUGGCACAACUUGUGCACAGAUUAGGCACAAUUUGGGCACAACUUAGGCACGGCUUAGGCACGUUUUUCAAAACUAAAAUGCAAACUUUAUGCACAUCUUAGGCACAUUUUAGGCACAAAAUCUUUAUGCCAAAGCACACUCUAGAAUCCGAUUUUCAGUCCAACGCAUGGUUUACGAAUUUUUCACGUUAAAAAAUGCUGUCUAACCUUACAUAUUUGAUCUUAGCAUAAAAAUGGGUUUCCCGAAGUCUUAGCAGUUAGUCUAUAAGGAAGGUUUAACUUGUGAGCAUUCCAAAAAUUAUUAUUUCUUCUCUUAACAACAACAGAGAGUCAAUGAAAAGCAAUCUUUUAAAUUGACGUUUGCGCUGCACAGAGAUCGUAUGUAGACAGAACAUCUUUCUGAAAACGCCCUAAACUUUGUUGUUUUGCCAUUAUGUUCAGUAAUUUUUAAUACAGUUAGUACUCAUAAGUCACUGACCUCUUCGGAGAAAUUUUUCCAAAGUACCAUUAACAGAAACAGAGAAAUCCCACAAUAUGCUUGGUUAGACUGUAAAUGUUAUGCGAGCUGUUAAAAAUGGUCCCAUUUUGAGCCAUAUUUUUCAUAUUUCAAUUUUAUUUUGGUCUUACAGCCAGGAAAAAAAUAUUCAAUGAAAAGCUGUUUAUAAACUUUAACUUCUUGCCAAAUAUCGAUGCGAUCUGAGUUUUAAUAAGUUCAUAAGAGCCAAACGAUGUGAGAUUCUUAGCUGUGUACACCAGUAGCGUGCGCCAGGCCAUAAACAUUAGUUACAUUUUUGACUUGCAACACAAUAACAUUAUUUUCAAAAAUAAUUCUGCUGUUCUUGAUUUCCAGAGUUUCACCGUAAAUCUUUGUACCAUUGAUAUGUGCACUUUCAGCAGUUUAAAAUUUAUAGUCAUUUAGGAAACUAAAUAAUUUCUAUGUAUUAUAUAUGACUGCUCAUUCUUUAUUAACAGAACAUAUAAAAAGAAAUUUACUUAUGAUGUGCUCUCUGGAAUUGCCACCUGUCUCCUUGAUGGUACAGUCUUUGAGAUUGUGAAGGGACUUGAAGACAUACAACAACUGUCUGAGAGAAAUUUGCUCAACAAAAGGAUGAAAUUAGUUAACUCCCAAAAAGGUACUACUUCUAUGAAUUAAUAUAUUUUAUUCUUAAGAAUUAAAAGUUUCGUUUCUUUUGCAUCCAGAUAAAAACUAGUGUAAAUGCUUGAAGUAACAUCCUGCUUCAACCUCAACUUUAACAUAACAGAAAUUAUGGUCACCGCUUGAAAUAAAGACAAGUUCACAUAAUUUAUUGAGGACAGAAUUGGAAGAACAAAAUAUGCACCCCUGCCUCUACGAGUUGGUUCCCUGAGCGCUAAUUCAAUUAUUCAACCAUGACUGUUCAUUCCAUGUAUAUAUAUGUUAUGGGUUAAAAUUGAAUUCAGGUUAAAAUUUUUAAACCAUGCAUUCUUAAUUCUCUUUGUCUAAACCCUAAUUAUUCAUGAAUUAGGGCUUGAGAGACAAAGGGAAUUGUUGGGAUUCAGUCUAGAUUAUAAAAAAUUUAACCUGAAUUUAAUUUUGAGCUAUAACAUUAUAUACUUUCAGGUUUCUAUGUUCUAACUAUUGCCUUGUAAGUCUUCUCUGUUAUGACAUUCACUAAUUGCACAAAAUGGACCAAUUUCGAUAUAUUACAAUUCAUACUUUGCUCUGAGGCGUAAGGGAAUGAAACAAAGGAAUCAAUCUUGAGGUUCAGCCGUGAACAUUUUUUAAUCCCAGUUUUGUUCCCCUAAGCACCGUAGUGAGGGAUGAAUUUAAAUAUAUCAAAAUUGUUCUUUUGUCCUAUUAUUAAUUUUUCAGCUCAGCGAAUGGAAUUAUCCAAGAAACAGAGGGAUGCCAUUCAAAGCUGUGAACAACGGCCUCAUAACCUUCCCCUUGUUGAGGCUUCCAAUGCUCAGGAAAAGAAGGUAUUGGAGCUGGCCCCUUGCAUGUAAUAAACAAUUUACUUAUCUGUUAAAAAUAACUUAUUAAUAAGUAAAUUGUCAGAUAACAGUAAAUGUAAUAUUUUCUAGCAUUCAACCUUGAGGAUGGGGUGUACUUGUGAAGUGCUCACUGCUGUGCUACAGUUGAUUUUGAAGUAAUGCGUGUCAUAUAGUAAUUGUUUUUUUUUUGUUUGUAUGUUGUGUCAGUCUGACAGUAUGAAAAAAACUGAUGGUUGAUCCUACAAAUUAUGUGUUAUGACAAACAAAAAAUACAAUAAGACCAAUUUUCUUUUCUUAAUAAAUUGCGCUUUACUGGAUUUCAAAUUUCUCACAUCAAUUGCCUCUGAUUACUGUAAGUAAGGUACUGCCUGGUCCCAAGUCACUCACAAUCACUUUUUUGGGAUAUUUGAGUUAAUUAUUAAGGAAAGCCUGGAGUGAUUUUGUUUCAAUUAGUUAUGGUGAGUCCUGGGAUUCAUCUUGUAAAAAGUCAUGAGUCCCUGUCCAUAACCAAUGAGUUCCAGUAAACUGUUCAAAAAAACAAGGAGUCCGAAAUUGAAAAUGCUUGGGCCUUUAUGUAACCAGACAGUUAAUCUGAAGACAGACAACAAAACUCUCUAUUACAAAUGAAUGUUUAACAGAAAAACCGUCAGGGAUGUGUGACUCUUGUAAUUCAAUAGUUGAUGAGGCAUUAUUUGGUAAAGAAAUCUCAAAAAGGAUGUAUAUACGUCCCAAUUCAAAUGAAACUGAAAUUUAUACUCAGUCCUUUCGGAUGAACAAUGCCUAGUUGAAAAAUCAACCGCAUCUCACGUUGCUGUCAUUGAAUGUUAAUAUGUUAGUACCACUGCAUAAUGCCACACCACACACCUGAACAUACAUGUACUGUGGUCCGUGAGUGUGAAUAUCAAUUUCAGUUUCAUUUGAAUUGGGACGUUAUAUCCUGUGCAUGCUAUUAUGCGUGUGCAUGCCUUGAUCAUUUUUAUGAUGUCUAUGAUAUUUAGUAGUACUGUACAUCGUAUUUGCUAAAUUUAAUAAGCCGCUCAUCAAAUGUGUUUGAAAGAAAUAAGCCCCCGAGGGGUUUAAAAAAGGAUUUACUGUACGUAACCUUCAGGUAAAGUUUAAAGACAUAUACAAUGCACUGAGGCCAACCAUGCUGGAUAGGAUGCUAGUCCACCUUACCAGAUCUGAGUGGCAAGAGACAAUGUGGAGCAAAGUUUCUUGUCUAAGAACAGAAUAGCAAGGCUUGAGCCACAACCUUACACAGAUUAAGGUAUUAGCUCCUUUACCACCGUGCCUCUAUAUUGUCAGUAAAAUCUCUCAAAACAAUUUGUAUUUCCCAAGGAUUUGGAAGAGAAGUUAGAAAAAGAAAUUUCUCAUGUGGAUCAGAAAUUGGUUUUGGAACUGGACCAGUUAGUUAGUGAUCAACAGGCAACUCUCCAAGUAAGUCUCAUUUUUUAUACUACUUUUGUGUCAUGCAAAUAAAAUAAAAUAGACCUUCUUUUGUGUAAAUAUAACCUUAGAUCUUCAGGUAGUAUUUUACUUUCUAUGCAAGCUGUUCGAUCGAAGAUGUUAGGUGAUAGAGCUUUUAUGGUAGCAGCGCCAACGCUCUGCAACUCUCUUCCAAAAGAACUUUGUGCGAUGUAAUGUGAACAGUUUUAAGGCACAUAUUAAGACUUAUCUUUUUAGAACUUUAUAUUGGUGAGCAAUUUUAUCUUCAGUUCUUACUUGCAUGCAUACAUAUUCUUUUUAUUGUUGUUUAUUUAUUUAUUUAUUUAUUUUUAAUGCAUUAUCUGUUGUUUGUUUCUUGUAAAGUAAUAUAGUUGUAAUGCGCAGCUGAUCAUUCUCAUGUUAAGCUGAGUGGACAAUAAGUUCAUAAAUUAUUAUUAUUAUUAUCAUUAUUAUUAAAUGAAAAUUCAGAAAUCUCUGCUACAUAGCUCUCUGUUGGUGAUGUCCCACUACGUUUCUUGCUCCAUAGCGUAGUUUUUUUUUUUUUACCAUGUGACAGUGACCAUAACUGAAAGGGACCCAUUUCAUAACCUAUCUUUUUAAGAGAGAAUUUUGAGUGUUUGUAAUUACAUAAAAAUUACCUGGGAUUAACUGGUGGACAUCAUAGAAAAAUGUUAUGCUAAGACACUAUUGAUUAUCCUCUUACAGAGAGCUGGUGUGCCACUGUUUUCAAUUACAAAUAAUCCAGAUGAUAUCCGAGUUCAAAUGUACAUUCUGGAUUUCAUACAGCGACUGGACCAUUCACCCAGUUAAACAUAAAUGAUGUGAGGAGAGUAGGGACACAAUGAAUAGAGGUUUCAUAGUCACUCAAAAAUACUCUACUGUUGAAAGGCACAUGGGGAUUUCUGAACAUUGGAAUCCUG